Messenger RNA from Astyanax mexicanus (Mexican tetra), 540 nucleotides. Its product is annotated as zinc finger protein 664. The coding region runs from base 1 to 540 and encodes 179 amino acids. Gene Ontology annotation, molecular function: DNA-binding transcription factor activity, RNA polymerase II-specific; RNA polymerase II cis-regulatory region sequence-specific DNA binding. NCBI's taxonomy places the organism in Eukaryota, Metazoa, Chordata, Actinopteri, Characiformes, Acestrorhamphidae. Gene Ontology annotation, cellular component: nucleus. Gene Ontology annotation, biological process: regulation of transcription by RNA polymerase II; central nervous system development. The transcript has a single exon. The record is from RefSeq and is a predicted model, not a curated record.
AUGCACCGGCGCAUUCACACCGGAGAGAAACCGUAUUACUGCCUGGACUGUGGGGUGAAUUUCGCUCAUCACGGUACUCUACGCCAGCACCAGCGCGUUCACCGCGGAGAGAGACCGUAUAACUGCUCAGACUGCGGGAAGAAUUUUACUCAGCAGUCUCAUCUCAAAACUCACCGGCGCGUUCACACUGGAGAGAAACCGUAUCAGUGCCCGGACUGCGGGAAGAGAUUUAAUCAAACGAGUCACCUCAAAGUGCACAAGCGCAUUCACACCGGAGCGAAACCGUAUCGCUGCCCGGACUGCGGGAAGAGAUUUAAUAACCACAGUUCUCUCAUCGUACACCUCCGCAUUCACACUGGAGAGAAACCGUAUGAGUGCUCAUUCUGCGACAAGACGUUUAAUCAGUCGAGUUCUCUCAGAAUUCACCACCGCCUUCACACAGGAGUAAAACCAUAUCACUGCUUUGCGUGCGAGAGGAGCUUCAGUAAUUCAAGUUCGUUUAAGAGACACACGUGCAUUAAGAAGUCAACGAAAACGUGA